AUGGUGGCUGCCAUUUCCGACCCGAAACCCACGACCCGGCCGCCGCUUCUACCCGAGAAAGACAAUGCCUCCUCCGCUGCCGCCGCUGCGGCUCAACGACGCGUCGUUUCUCGCGGCAGACAGGUCUCCUCCAAGUACAUGUCCACUCCUUCUCCUUCUUCCUCAACCUCAACCUCUACUUCCACCACAGUCUCUUCUUCUUCGGUUUCUUCUAGAAGAUGCCCUUCGCCGCUGCUCUCCAGGUCCAUGAAUUCCACUCCGGCGUCGAAUUCGGGCCCGAAACGGGCCCAAUCCGUGGACCGGAGGCGACCCGGUACGCCGCAGACCCGACCCGAGCAGCGCCUGAGCAAUGCGGGUUCCGAAGUCUCCGCCGCGACCCGGCUUUUGGUCACUUCCACGCGGAGCUUGUCGGUUUCGUUUCAGGGCGAGGCGUUUUCGCUUCCGAUUAGUAAGACCAAGGCGGCGGUGGGGACUCCGGCGAGGAAGCCCACGCCGGAACGUCGGAGGUCGACGCCGGUGAGGAGGGAGGGAGGAGAUCAGGUGGAGAAUUCAAGACCCGGUGAGCAGCACCGGUGGCCGGGACGGAGCCGGCAGCCGGCGGUGAGUUUGAGUAGGAGUAUGGAGUGUGGUGGUAGUGUGAAUAAUGGGGUUGGAUCUGGUGUGGUAGCUAGGGCUUUGUUGUUGCAGCAGUCUAUGGUUGAUGAGAGUAGCAGAGGAGGAUCAAGGUCAAGAUCGUCUUUUGAUGGUAGGUUGAGCUUGGAUUUGGGGCAUUUGGGUGGCAAUGCAGAUGCUUUGAGAGCUUCUCACCACAACCCAGAUGCUAGUUUUUCGGCUAAUGAGUCCUCCGUGCCGUCUGAUCUCACCGCUUCCGAUACAGACAGUGUCUCCUCCGGUAGCACUUCAGGUGUUCAGGACUCUAAUGGGGCUGCCAAGAGCCGAGGAGGAACUGCCGUCCCUCGCGGCAUUGCUGUGUCUGCAAGGUUCUGGCAGGAGACUAAUAGCAGGUUGCGGCGCUUGCAGGACCCCGGGUCACCUCUGGCUACUAGUCCUGUGUCGAGAGCAGGGGCCGCGGGGAAGUACAUUCAGUCGAAGAAGUUUAAUGGUGGUGAUAGCAACGCUGUGUCGUCUCCCAGGACAAUGUCUUCUCCCAUUAGAGGAGCUACUAGGCCUGCUUCGCCCGGGAAGCUGUGGACGUCUUCGUCUUUGUCACCGUCCAGGGGGAGUGCUAGUCCUUCUCGGGCGAGGAAUAGUUUUAGUGGUCCGGGUCAGUUGAGUAGUGGUUAUGCUGCUAGUACGCCUUCGUUUCUUAGUUUCUCUAUUGAUACUCGGAGAGGGAAGAAGGGGGAAGACCGCAUUGUUGACGCACACAUGCUCCGGCUUCUGUAUAACCGUUAUGUGCAGUGGCGGUUUGUAAAUGCAAGGGCAGAUGCUACAUACAUGGUGCAGAGAGUGAAUGCAGAGGAAAAUCUUUGGAAUGCAUGGGUAACAAUCUCAGAGCUACGGCAUAAUGUCACACUUAAAAGGGUCAAGUUACUCUUAUUGAGGCAUAAGUUGAAGCUAACUUCUAUCCUCAAAGGACAAAUCACGUAUUUGGAAGAAUGGGCUCUUCUGGAUAGAGAUCACUCUAGUUCUUUGCUAGGAGCGAAUGAAGCUUUGCAAGCCAGUACCCUCCGUCUUCCGGUUGUUGGAAAAGCAAUAGUUGACUUUCAAAAGCUGAAAGAUUCUGUGGUCUCAGCAGCUGAUGUGAUGCAGGCAAUGACAUCCUCGAUAUGCUCUCUUUCAUCAAAGGUGGAAGAAAUGAAUUCCUUGGUAUCUGAACUUGUGAAGGUGACUACAACAGAACGUCUUGUGCUUGAACAAUGCAAAGAUUUUUUGUCGACGUUAUCGGCCAUGCAAGUCAAGGACUGUAGCUUGAGAACACAUAUAAUUCAACUAAAACGUCUACCAUUACCCGCAGCCUGACAACACGUGUGUAGAACUGAUAUUAUUUGACUACUCACUCCUAAUGCUAACCAUUACACGGAAAGUUUCUUUUUCCACCAUGCGGAGGCGCCAGAGGUAAUAUGGAUGGAUGAAAUAGCUAAUUUUGGCUUCUGAGUUUGGCAUUUUUGGAACCUGAUGUGGUCUUCUCUAUGUCAUGCAUCUCAUGUAUGUUUUGUAUCUGAA
This is a messenger RNA of Fragaria vesca subsp. vesca, 2166 nucleotides long. RefSeq lists its product as uncharacterized. The coding region runs from base 1 to 1962 and encodes 653 amino acids. The record is from RefSeq and is a predicted model, not a curated record. Gene Ontology annotation, molecular function: microtubule binding. The transcript has 6 exons. Gene Ontology annotation, cellular component: nuclear microtubule; centrosome; cytoplasm. Gene Ontology annotation, biological process: spindle assembly; centrosome cycle. NCBI's taxonomy places the organism in Eukaryota, Viridiplantae, Streptophyta, Magnoliopsida, Rosales, Rosaceae.